Vanessa atalanta (red admiral) is the source of this 2093-nucleotide messenger RNA. It is a transcript of the gene Y-c, whose product is annotated as L-dopachrome tautomerase yellow-f2-like. The coding region runs from base 84 to 1319 and encodes 411 amino acids. Gene Ontology annotation, cellular component: extracellular region. The record is from RefSeq and is a predicted model, not a curated record. NCBI's taxonomy places the organism in Eukaryota, Metazoa, Arthropoda, Insecta, Lepidoptera, Nymphalidae. The transcript has 8 exons.
GGGGCCUCGAACUGUUUAGUCUGUGAUCGCGGCCUCAGUGAACCGGUCGCGGAUUGACCUCACACGGUAAAACCAAUUAUUUCAUGCCGAAAAUGAGGGCAAUUAGUUUAAUAAUUGCAGUAACGACGGCGAUAAGUUGCCAGGCAGCUCUACCGGAACUUCGCUUUGCUUGGAAAGAAGUUGAUUACGUUUGGGACUCACCGGCUCAACGUGAAACAGCAGUUAAAGAUGGACUUUUUGUGCCAGCCAAUAACCUUCCUUUAGGUUUAGCUAGAUGGAAGAACAAAGUUUUCGUAACAGUGCCAAGAUGGAAGAACGGGGUGGCGUCGUCGUUAAAUUAUGUCGAUUUGGAUGGUGCCCAGGAUCAACCACUGAAACCCUAUCCAUCAUUAAAAGAGAACCUUGUCUCUGAUUCCGCUAAAGAAUUACCGUCAAAUAGUUCUAUUAUAUCUGUUUUUAGAGUAUUCGUUGAUCCUUGUGACAGACUUUGGGUAAUGGAUUCCGGGUUGGCAGAUAUUUUAGGAUCACCAAAUCAAGUAGCCGGGCCCUCUUUGGUUAUUUUUGACUUAAAUACAAAUCAAUUGAUUCAUCGCUACUUCUUCAAAGUCUCCGAUAUGAAAGAAGAUUCAUUCUUCGCUAACAUCGUGGUUGAUGUAGAUAAAAAUACAUGCGACAAUGCCUUCGCUUACGUGCCAGACUUGGGAGGCUACGGAGUCGUGGUUUAUAGCUUGAAGCAAGAUGACUCAUGGCGCGUCACCCACCACUACUUCCACUUUGAACCAUUGGCUGGAACUUACAACGUCGGUGGCAUCGAGUUUCAUUGGACCGAUGGAGUGUUUGCUUUGGCGCUCUCCGAGCCAAGAGAGAAUGGGUUCCGUACGAUGUUUUUCCAUGCAUUCUCGAGCACCAAAGAAUUCUGCGUAUCAACUGAACUCCUCAGAAACUACACACACAUUGACAAAACCGAGGCAUUCCACGACUUCAAGCUUUUAGGCGAUAGAGGUGAACGUACCCAAUCUUCGGCCAGCUACUACGAUACAAAUACGAGUGUACUGUUUUACACACAGAUAAACCGCAAUGGUAUUGGCUGUUGGAAUUCGAAUAAGCCGUACACGCCUGAAAACAAUCCUCUGCUCUUCAAUGAUUCAACAUUGUUCGAGUUUCUUAACGACUUAAAGGUUGACGACGAAGGCACUCUAUGGUUACUAAGUGACAAGCUGCCUCGCUUCAUUUACAAGUCCCUCGACCCGAAUGAGAUCAACUAUAGAAUAUUUAGCAUGAAGGCUUCGGAUGCCAUUGCUGGAAGCGCUUGUGAAUAAAUGUCUAUUAAUUGUGACAAACAAAUGUACAAAUGUGAGAUAAAUACCUAAUUCUUUAUAGUUUUCGCUAGUAUUAUUAUAUUACUUACACUUAUUUUAUAUAAUACUCUAACUUUAUAUUAUAUGAAUCAAUAAACUGCUUAGAUCAAAAUUACAGCAAUAAUUAAAUUAUGUAAUUUAAAAUAAGGUGCAUAAUUUUUUUGUAAUGUUUAUUUUAAGACUGACGAAAGAAUACCUUUGUGUCGAAACCAACUGUCGCCAAAAACUGUUCGGUAACACUGUAAAAGUCUGCCUGUCUGUGGUCCUGGUUUUUGUAAUAUACCUACAUAUGUACUAUAUGUACAUUACAAAAAUCAGCACCGAGUCGCAAUCGAAACUAAGAUCGUUUCGAACUUUCGCGACGACUGUGUCAAAGGAUAAAAUGGUUCUCAGUCGGCUUUUAAUAAAACUGUAAUGUAUGAACUGUUGUUGGAGCAUUGUUUCAAUUUCCUUUAACAAUAUAAUUUAUAAUACAUUUAUAUUUGUUAAGUAAUGCUUAAUAAUUACAUUAUAUAAUUGUAAUCAUUUAUUUAAUGUAAAUAAUAAUAUUAGAUGUUUACAAUACUGUGUCUUUUUUAUUUUAUAUUCAAUCAUAGUUAGUAUAAUUUGUUAAUUAGAAUAUAUAUUAACGUAAUAACAAGCCUAUCUGAUGGUCAAUGUCAGGGGUUAUCAAAUCGAGGUCACUGAUUGUAAAAUUACACAACAAUAUAAAAUAAAUAUAAACCGAAACUGGAA